AUGUGGUCGUUUCAUUUCUCUAAGAAGAAAUUCAUCGAUUUUUUUGAUGUGCUAAGGAUUGAAGAUAAUUCUAGUCAUCCAGCACCAAAAGAAGUGUACGGUUAUCGAAUCUAUCUUUUAGCACUAUCCGCUGCUGCUGGCUCCUCAAUGUUUGGUUAUGACUCGGGUUUUAUUGGUGGUACCCUUACCCUUCCGGCCUUUACUGCAAAGUUUGGCUUGGAUUCAGCUACAGGUGAUGCAUUAAGCAAACUCAAGUCUGAUAUUGUUUCGACUUUCCAGGGAGGUGCCUUCUUUGGUGCUUCCUUUUCCUAUUUUUUUAACGAGAAGUUCGGCCGUAAACGUACGCUUCUUAUAUUUUCUGCACUUUUCAUGAUUGGUGUUAUUCUCCAAGUUGCAUCUUCUGGUAAUGUUGGGUUAAUCUAUGCUGGACGUGCUAUCACCGGUGUUGCAGUCGGUACCACCUCUAUGGUAGUUCCCAUCUAUAUCGCCGAGUGGGCCCCUCCCGCUGCGCGUGGUCGUCUAGUGGGUCUUUAUGAAUGUGUCUACCAAUGCUCAAGUGUCAUUGCUUUUUGGGUUGAUUAUGGUGUGAAGAUCAAUAUUUCGGACACUUCUGAUAGUCAGUGGUUGAUUCCAUUUGGUCUUCAAUUCAUUUUUGGUGGUGCAUGCUUUUCCCUUAUGUUGCUUCAGCCAGAGUCUUAUCGAUGGUUGCUAAAGGCCGAUCGUGUUGACGAGGCUCAAAGAAACCUCAGCGUCAUAAGAAUGCUACCUAAAGAUCACGAGUACAUACUCUGGGAGAUUGCUACCGUCCAACAACAACUACAAGAAGAGUCUCAGCUGGUUAAGAUACCCGGCUAUGAUGAAGACGCAACCGAAGACUGGAAAGAGACAAUCAAGCACCCCACGAGAUGGGGUAUUGUUGCUAAGUUCAGAGAACUUAAGAAACCUGGAAUUCGUAAUCGUCUUUUGCUUGGGUUCUCUGUGAUGAUCUUCCAGAAUCUUGCCGGUAUCAAUGCUCUUAACUACUACUCCCCAACCAUUUUUAAAGAUAUCGGUGUGACCGGUAACUCUGUUGACCUUCUUGCCACAGGUGUGUUUGGUAUCGUGAAGGCAGUAACUAAUAUUCUUUUUGUUAUUGGUGGUGUCGAUAGAUAUGGUCGUCGCGGGCCUCUUUUAUUGGGAUCCUCGGUCACCUGUCUCUGCAUGCUCUACCUCGGAGUUUACACCUGUGUUGCUGGCUCAUUUGAUCAUACCGUUCCAAUGGAUUCUGGUUCUCGUUGUGCUAUUGCGAUGGUUUACAUUUUUGCAAUUUUCUUUGCCUUUUCUUGGAACUCCAUUCCAUUCAUAUUCUGCUCGGAAGUCUUUCCUACCCGUGUCAGAAAUUUGUGUAUGGCCAUGUGCGUUAUGAUGCAAUGGCUAAUGCAAUUUGUUAUUGUUUAUUCAAAUCCAUAUAUGAUGACUAACAUCAAAUAUGGCACUUUCUUCUUUUUUGCAGCUUGCUUGUUUGUCUCCGUUCCUUUCGUCUAUUUUCUUCUCCCAGAGACCAGGGGUCUUACCUUGGAGAAUAUGGAUAUUAUGUUCAACGAGCCCGGCUUUGCAAUUUCAAAGCGUUAUAGGACAAAGGCAAUUAUUGAGAAGCAGAAAGAGGAGGAAAGGCAGAAUGGUGGAUUUGCUUCUCUUCUGGAUAUUUCUAAAGACAAAAUUGAACACGAAGAAGAAAUGGAGGGAUCUCACUUUGAAUCUGAUAUUGAAGCAGAGAGUGUUGGAAUGUAA
Molecule: messenger RNA, 1770 nt
Organism: Brettanomyces nanus
Lineage: Eukaryota; Fungi; Ascomycota; Pichiomycetes; Pichiales; Pichiaceae
Exons: 1
Coding region: 1-1770 (589 amino acids)
Biological process (GO): carbohydrate transport; transmembrane transport
Cellular component (GO): membrane
Molecular function (GO): carbohydrate:proton symporter activity
Source: RefSeq, a predicted model, not a curated record